GAGUUUCCCGGCAGGUUGCGGGUCGGGUCUAAAAUUUCCGCCGAAUAGGCAAAACCCUUGAUACUCUGCUCAGGGUUUAUCAAUUCUCACCGUCGCCAAUUCAGCUGUCAUUGUUCAUACCUUCUUUCCACUACAAAUCUGCUUAUUUCUUAAAGCUCAAGGGAGAUAUAGAAGUAUAAAGAAGAAAGAGGAUGGCGAACAAAAGGCAGAGAGAAGCUCGAAAGCGGUUCAAGGAAGCUCAUCCGGAGCAGUUCCCUGAGCCAGAACCGACCGCGCCAAAAGACCCCGAUAAGAAGAAGAAGAAGAAGAAAAAGAGCAACUUCAAGCGCAAAAGAUCCGAUUCUGAUGAUGUUGGAGAACCGAAUAGCAAGAAAUUCAGGACAUCAACGCAUAAAAAGCAUCCUCUUAGAGUUCCCGGAAUGAAACCUGGCGAAAGCUGUUUCAUUUGUAGAGAUAAAGACCACAUAUCCAAAAAUUGCCCCCAAAAAGCUUCCUGGGAGAGAAAUAAGAUAUGUUUGCUUUGUCGGAGACGUGGCCACAGUCUCAAGAACUGCCCUGACAAGAAUGAUGAAUCUAUGGAUCAGAAAUUGUGUUAUAAUUGUGGCGAAACAGGGCAUUCUUUGGCAAAGUGUCCCAAGCCAUUGCAGGAAGGUGGGACAAAGUUUGCCAGUUGCUUUAUUUGCAAAGAACACGGGCACUUGAGUAAGAACUGCCCGAAAAACACCAAUGGGAUCUAUUGGAAGGGUGGUAGUUGCAAAAUUUGUGGUGGUGUUACACAUUUGGCCAAAGAUUGUCCUAACAAGAAUAGCAGAGCUUCCAAGGCAACCGAUGCUUCCAAUAAAAGAUGUAAGCAAUCUAGUACUUCAUCCGCGAAUUCAGCGUCUGGAAUCCUGGUGGACGACGCGUGUAAGCUGAAGUUUUUGGAAUUAAAGUCGAAGAGAAACCACAGAUACAUACUGUUCAGGAUUGAUGAUCAACAGGUGGUGGUGGACAAGGUGGGCGGCCAUGAAGAAAGCUACGCCGAUUUCACCAGCGCUCUCCCGAGAGACGAGUGCCGCUACGCGGUUUAUGAUUUCGAUUUCACCACCGACGAGAAUUGCCAGAAAAGCAAGAUUUUCUUCAUCGCCUGGUCGCCGGAAACAUCAAAGGUGAGGAUGAAGAUGGUGUAUGCGAGCUCCAAGGAUCGGUUCAAGACAGAACUAGAUGGGAUUCAAUUUGAACUUCAGGCCACUGAUCCUAGCGAAAUGAGCCUUGACACCAUUAAAGCUCGAUGUCUCUGAUCUAAAUCCUCAGCUCCCUCAUCAUUUCUGCAUCUAUCUAUCUAUCUAUCAAUCCCCAUUUUUUCCCUUCUUAAUUAAUUACAUUAUAUUAUUGUUGUAAUGUUGUUCCCUUCUUGAUUAGCUUCUUGUCUUUCCCUUUUUAAGUU
Molecule: messenger RNA, 1426 nt
Organism: Ipomoea nil (Japanese morning glory)
Lineage: Eukaryota; Viridiplantae; Streptophyta; Magnoliopsida; Solanales; Convolvulaceae
Product: DNA-binding protein HEXBP-like
Exons: 6
Coding region: 192-1280 (362 amino acids)
Biological process (GO): actin filament depolymerization
Cellular component (GO): actin cytoskeleton
Molecular function (GO): actin binding; zinc ion binding; nucleic acid binding
Source: RefSeq, a predicted model, not a curated record